Phytophthora sojae is the source of this 207-nucleotide messenger RNA. RefSeq lists its product as hypothetical. The record is from RefSeq and is a predicted model, not a curated record. NCBI's taxonomy places the organism in Eukaryota, Oomycota, Peronosporomycetes, Peronosporales, Peronosporaceae. The transcript has a single exon. Bases 1 to 207 code for a protein of 68 amino acids.
AUGCGUCUAUCGAGCGUUUUAUUUGUGGCUGUUGUCGCUCUUCUAGCCUGCGGGGGUGGUGCCACGGCGACAGGCUUUUACCAGACGAAAAUCUCCCAUCUCGCGGCGGCGCAGUCGGCCGAUGCAGCGAUACCUGAAGGCUCGAGACUGCUUCGAACCGUCGAUGAGGACAGCGAAGAGAGAGUCAACUGGGCAAUCCCUGGCUAA